AUGAAAUCCAUUAGAAAAGAGACACAGUGUGCUUUCCCCCAUCCCUACCCUGUAAAGUACAUAAAGAUGAGGUUCCCCUUAUUACACAGCACAGCAUGGGGAGGGUUUGGGACAUACUGGCACCCUAACCUGACAAGAGAUGCCAUGCAUGAUCCUGUGACACCAGUGAGCCAACUUCUUACAAGAACAAGAAGACUUAACCGGAACCACAGACAUACAUGCAGAGGCAGUGGCAAGAAGGCACAACAAAUGCAGGCACUUAAACUAGCACAAACCACAAUCAGGCUUUCGAGAAGAGAGCUUUAA
Molecule: messenger RNA, 306 nt
Organism: Rangifer tarandus platyrhynchus (Svalbard reindeer)
Lineage: Eukaryota; Metazoa; Chordata; Mammalia; Artiodactyla; Cervidae
Source: the annotation of a GenBank genome assembly